Molecule: messenger RNA, 510 nt
Organism: Drosophila serrata
Lineage: Eukaryota; Metazoa; Arthropoda; Insecta; Diptera; Drosophilidae
Source: RefSeq, a predicted model, not a curated record
UUGAUAUAGGAAAGACCGCUUUAAUGGAUAAAUAUUUCUUUUUAAUGGCACUUUAUAUUGUGCCAGAAAUCUCUUCUGCUCUGCAAGCUGUCGAUGAUUUUGAAGUUCCUGAGGAAAUUAAAUUCAGUAAAAACACACUAGAUCCUGUAGAAACGAGGACCAAGAAAGUUAUUCACACUGAGGGAAGGACUCGUGCAUAUCGGCAAUUGCGUAGUAAUGCUAUUGAUGAUCACAAUUUAAACAUUACCAAAUACAAUGGCGAAAUGAUUGACAAUUAUUGCUGCUUUUGGGUGUACCAAACACAUCCCGCUAUUCCCCAAACCUGGAAGCAUAUGUCCGAAUAUCCUUUCGACUUUCACUUCAAUGGCCAAUUUGUGGCGAAUAAGCGUCACAAUCAAAGUGAAAAUCCUUCAAGUAAAUUGAAUUUUUAAUAAAUUGUAAUUUGUAAAAUAAUAUGUAGUAAGGAAAACCUUAAUUAAAGGCGAAUACUUGAAUUUUUAAAGAUUUUAA